AAGCCUCGGGAUGCCGGAUCCCAAUCUGAGCUCUGAUUCUGAUCUCUGUGAACUUGGGCAAGCGCUGGUCCCACUCUGUGCCUGAGGUGUCCUCAUCUGCACGUGGAGAGUUAGUCCCACGGGCUGCUAAGGGGCCCCAGACAUGAUGUGCAGGCCACAAGAAGAAUGGCUGGUGCUGAGCAGAGCCGGUCGGGACUCUGGUGCCUGUAGGGGCAGCUCCACCUCCUGAAGAUGAAGGGGCCCAGGUGAAACACAGGCUGGGCCGCAUGGCCAGCUCCAGGAUGGAGGUCUGCUGGGCCGAGCCGGGCCCGGGGAAGGGGCCACUGCAGCGGCGGCGCUGGGCCUGGGCCGAAGAGGGAAAGGAUGCCGAUGGGAGUACACGCAGCUUGGGGGAAAAGGGGCCCUUCCCCAAGGCCAGCAGCCCUGAGCUCCUGGAGGAUUUCCGCCGGGCCCAGCAGUGCCUGCAGCCACUGGAGUGGGGCCCGGACUCACAGCCUGGUGGGUGCCGGGAUCCCGAAUCAGGAGGGUCUGCAGAAGAGGAGUCUGAAGCAGAGGAUGUGGACAGUCCUGAAAGUUCCAACUUGCCUCUCGGCUGGCUCCCCCAGCAGGACCCUCAACCUGGCAUGACUGAAGAGGAGCCAGAUGAGACCCUGGGAGGUGCUGAGGUCCAGGAAGCUGGAGAGAGCUCCCCGAGGCUGGGGUAUGAGACCGAUCUCAGCUCGGGGGGCAAUGGGAACACCAGCCCCAUGGCUCUGGGGUGGUGUCAGCCCACAGGCGGGGUGGCUUCUGGCAAUCAAGCCAGUGGAGACAAACUUCCAGAACAUUCUGAGGUCAACCCAACUGUUGACUUCAGCUCUGCGAGGUCCUGGAGCAGUGGAACUGUGAGCCUCAACCACCCCAGUGACAGUCUCGAUUCUACCUGGGAAGGAGAGACCGAUGUCCCCCAGCCCCCUGCCCUGGCAGAAUCUUUACCACAGAGCCCCAGCCACCACCUCCUAAACCCAAACGACAGAACUGGAGGAAGCGUUGCUCUGGUAACCCCCACGGAAUUCCAGGAGUCCUCAGCACCUCCAGCCCAGAGCCUCCAGUGUCCUGCAGACAGAUGGAGGAGAGAAGCUACCAGCCUCUCCUGCCCUCAGCCCGGGGACCAGUCCUGGAAACGGACACGGAUAUCACCUAAGCCGCUCCCUUCCCGAUUCACCGGCUCCAUCAGCCCCCUGAAUCCCUCACCUGGGCCAGCUCGGCAGGACAGGCCACCGCCCAGGCCAGGCGCCACUCUGGCUGGUCACUCAUCUUCUGGUGCCCCUAAGUAUGGCCGGGGGCGGCUGAACUACCCACUCCCUGAUUUCUCCAAGGUAGGACCCCGGGUGAAGUUCCCCAAAGAUGAGAGCUACCGCCCCCCGAAGGCCAGGAGCCACAGCAGGCUGCCCGAGAGUCCUGCCAGGCCGCUGAUUUUCAAGUCACCUGCCGAGAUUGUGCGGGAGGUGCUGCUGAGCAGCGGAGAAGUCUGCCCUGGGAAGGAUCCACCUCCUACCCACCCCAUCACCAGGGUACCCCAAGAAUUUCAGACACCUGAACAAGCCACGAAGCUGGUCCAUCAGCUCCAGGAGGACUACCACAAGCUCCUCACCAAGUAUGCUGAGGCCGAGAACACCAUUGACCAGCUGCGCCUCGGGGCCAAGGUGAACCUGUACUCCGACCCGCCUCAGCCCAGCCACAGCAUCCACAUGGGGACAGUGCCCCAGGGGACCAAGGUCUUGUCCUUUAGCAUCCCACAGCCCCACUCUGUGGAGCGGUGGCCAGGCCCCGCUGAGGGCCCACAGGCCUCUGAGGCUUCAGGGUGGCCGUCAGCUCUAGGAGACCCGAGCCCCUCCUCGUCCCCUAGCGCACCCACCCCAGGGUGGCUUCCAGAGAACCCAGGUAUCAUCCAGAACCAGCCUGCAGCAGAGCCGGCCCAGGAACUGGCUUCUCAGGCCAGCCGCUUCCUGGCCAAGGUGGAGUCCUUUGUAGAACUGAUACAAGCAGGACAGCUGGCGCCCCGGGACCAGCUCAAGGGCUUCCAGCGGCUAAAAGCUGCCCACACUGCCCUGGAGGAGGAGUACCUGAAGGCCUGCAGGGAGCAGCACCUGGCCCAGCAGCUUGCUGGAUCCAAGGGGGCGCCUGGGAAAUUUGAUCCUGGAAGGGAGCUGGAAGCAGAGAUAUUCCAGCUGGGAAUUCGCUUGGAAGAGCUGAAGGACCAUGUGGACCAGAACCAGCAGAAGCCUGAGCGAGCCGGGUCAGACUUGGCUCUGGACAGCCCCCCAGCCGGGCCCUCCCCUGAGCAGCCAGCAGGCCUGCCCUCUCCUUUGGAACAAGCCCCUACACCAGCCAUCCAGACCCUCUGCCCCAAGCCCGAUGCCACCAGCAAUGGCCCCCACCCAUUGCACGUGAACUUGGAUCUGAGUGCUACCAGCAAUGAGGCAGAAGACAGGCCGCUUGGCCUCCCGGGCCCACUCAGGCACAAGGAGCUGCAGAUGGAGCAGGAUCUCCAUGGUCUCUUAGAGCGGUACCUCAGUGUGAAGUCCCCCGCAGAAGCCAUGAGGAUGGAGGAGGAGGAGGCGGGAGGGCAGGGCCGCACCCUGGAAGUUGACGGGCCGGCUCCAGCUCCGGGAAAAGCAGCAGCCACCAGGCUCCCCACCAGGCAGCUCCCAGCACAGGCUGAGAGAAGUCACAGGGGCUCCCUCGAGGAGACUGUGGAGCAGAUGGCACCUGUGAAGCCAGCAGACUUCCAUGCAUCCAUGGCCAGAGACAGCCACCUGCAAGGCCUGGACAAAGCCGGGGCAGCUCCUCCAGGCCCUAGCAGGCACCCUCACCCUCGGGGCACCAAGUCCUCUGUGGCGUCCCACCAGGGCAGUCUGACCAGCCUAGAGGGAAGUGGCAUCUCUGAGCGCCUUCCACAGAAGUCUCUGUGCCAAGCUGGCGGGCCCCACCAGGAGGAGCCCUGGAUGGCAUCCCCCGAGACAGACAGUGGCUUUGUGGGCUCAGAAACCAGCAGAGUGUCGCCCCUCACUCAGACUCCAGAGCACCGGCUCUCCCACAUCAGCACUCCAGGGACACUAGGCCAGCCCUUCACUCCAUCUGAACCCCGAGAUGCAGCCUCCCACCGCCAGACUAGGGCUCUUCCGGUCCCCAGAAGAGCCGCUGAGCCCAGCACACCCAGGAGCCGAGCCCAGAGGCCCCCGUCUGGCCAGGACAGUCCUCUCCGGCAGAGGGCAUCCAGCUUCUGUCUGGAGCGGGCACUGACGGCCGAGAUGGCUGUUCCUGGCUCAGAGUUCAAGGGGCGAAGGCAGAUGUCUGAACAGCUUCCCCACAGCAUGACAAUCAGCCCAUCCCCGACUCCGGCCCCUGUGGAGGCUGUCCCACCCCGUGGACCGACAGAGACCACCUCCACCUUCCUCCUCACCAGGACAGGGCGAGACCAGGCCAUCCGCGAGCUGCAACAGGAGGUAUCCCGGCUCCGUCUGCGGCUGGAGGACAGCCUGCACCAGCCCCCGCAGGGCAGCCCAACACGCCCAGCAUCCAGCUUCGACUGCCCUGCCCGGGCCCGGGCCCGGGACCGGCUAGUGGGUUCCUCGGCCACAUGGGGCUCCCAUUACGGCAGUAAAUCCACAGAGAGAUUGUCUGGUGAGCCUGGGAGUGCAGAGCAAGCUGUCCCUGCGGGAAGGCGGCGAACCAGGUCCUCCUCAGUGCCUCGGGAGGUGCCCCAACUGUCCCUGAGUUCCGAAUCUGAGCCAACCUCCCCCAGGCUGUUCUCUGAGAAGGGCAGGACCACCGAGGACAGCCCUCAGGCAGCUUGGGAUGGAACGAGAAGAGUGGGCGGCACCGGACGUCCAGACAGGGUCACCUUCCGGGGCCAAUACACAGGCCAGGAGUACCAUGUUUCAACCCCAAAGACAGUCCCAAGAGGUAGUGGUCCAGUCUCCUGUCCCCAGUGCCGACCUGUUAGAACCCAGGACCCAGGUGGGACUGUCACCAAGGGCCCACCGGGACCGUCCCCCACUGAGACCCUGCGAUGUCCCCUGUGUGGUCAAGUUGGGUCCCCUUCCGAGGGGGAUGGCCCAGACUCAGCCACCUCUGGACCAGAAAAGGCCGCCACCAGAAGAAAUGCACCUUCAACCCCCAGCCCCAAGCAGAGGAGCAAGCGGGCAGAGUCGCCGCCCCGGCCACCCCCUGGACUGUGGUAUCUGGCUGCCGCGCCCUCAGCACCAACUCCUCCUGCCUUUGCCUACGUGUCCUCAGUCCCCGUCAUGCCUUAUCCAUCAGCCACUGUAUUCUAUGUGCCUCCAGGACCUACCUCAGCCCCCUCAGCCCGACCGGCCGCCGAGUGGCCCCCCGCAGCCUCCUCCCGGCCGGCGGGGGGACCCCAGCGCUCCAUCCAGCUGGACCUGGAGGACCUGGAGGAGCUCAACAAGGCCCUGAGCCGAGCCGUGCAGGCCGCUGAGAGUGUCCGCUCUACCACCAAGCACAUGAGCCGCUCCCUGUCGGCCGAACUGCGCCAGGCCCGCGGCCUGCGGGGCUCCUGCCUCUUCUGACUCCACUCAAGGCUCAGAGACUCAUGGAUGGCGAGAGGCAGGCAGCCCGCUGUCGUCCCCUGGGCCAGGGUCCAGCUGGAGCCACUGCUGGAGGCCCCGCAGACCCUCGUGGGGGCGGGGUCCCUCCACAUCAGCCCUGCCUGCACAGCCUGGGUGUUUCCAGAACGGAAGGCGUGUCAGCUGUCAUCAAGAGAAGUCACUUCCUGGGGCCCAGCCCUGUGGUUGGUGCUGGGAUCGAGGUCGCCUCUGUCCAGACACCGCCUCUGGGAGUCUCCCAGUCCUGCACUUGUCCAUUGCCAGCUAAUAAUAUGUAUUUUGUCUACAGAUGGACAGAUAUUUUUUUAAACUGAGACAUUUUCCUGGCCUUGGGUCCUUCUUAGGAGGCCAGAGAAGAAGGGACAGGGCCAGGGUUUCUGGUGAAAACUUACCCACCAGCUGCAACCAGAUACUCCAGAGCAGGCGUCUCUGGGAAGGACGCGGCUGGGGACCUCUCUUCUGGUGACUGGUGCUCAGUGACUGAGGCCACUGGGAUACCUUAGGAUGAUAGGCAUCCAGCUUCUCCAUGGUUAAGAGGCUUUCCCACAGGCCUGCUGGGAUGGAGACACCCCGCAGAGGGCCCGGGAAGCCGUCCGCCAGUCCCCCUCGGUACCUCACCCCAGGCUCUCUCCCGGGGAUCCCUGUGGAACUGGGCUAGUGGCCAGCUACCUGCCAGGUCCUGGCCUGUGGCCCUGAGGCCAGGCCACCUCCUGCUUCCCGACCCUGUAGCAGCUCAUACCUCAGCUUUUCUGGAAUGUGUGUGCAUCAGUGAUAUUUGUAUAUUUGAGGUGUUUAAAAAUCUAUUUUCAUUAUGAGGACAAAUAAAGAAGAAUGAAUAUUGAUCUUAAGAAA
Molecule: messenger RNA, 5459 nt
Organism: Camelus dromedarius (Arabian camel)
Lineage: Eukaryota; Metazoa; Chordata; Mammalia; Artiodactyla; Camelidae
Gene: AKNA
Product: AT-hook transcription factor
Exons: 22
Coding region: 267-4571 (1434 amino acids)
Biological process (GO): epithelial to mesenchymal transition; neuroblast division in subventricular zone; neuroblast delamination
Cellular component (GO): centrosome
Source: RefSeq, a predicted model, not a curated record